AUGGCUAGCCCUUCCACAAGUCAUGCGCUGACGGAGGUCGAACAAGUGACCGUGCUGAAAGAAGUAUUGGACGACGAAAUCCUAAGUAAUUAUAGUUCCGAUGAUGAGAGUGCAUCGGACUAUGAUUACACACAACUGGUGCCACCUCAGACCAUCAGUGAUAGUGAAAGGGACAGUGAUCCUGAGGAUAUCAUGGCCCAAGAUGGAUUGGAAGAGGUGUCCAGGAGAUUUGUGUGGGAAGAUAUCGAUUCGUUUCACGCUUCGCGAGAAUCGUUUUGUGGUGUGUGUGGUCCCCAGUUCGACACUGCCGAACUAGAUGUCGUCAGUGUUUUUGAAAGCAUUUUCGAUAUUUCCCUUGUGCAGCUGAUUGUUGAUGAAACGAACAAGUAUGCUCAACAGAAAAUAUCGAAAAUCGCCAGACCUCUCACAUUUCGCUCUAGGAUUCGGAAGUGGGAAGAUGUGACACUGGACGAAAUGUACGUGGUUUUGGCACUAAUUAUGUUGACUGGCAUUGAUCAGAGGCCUACAUUGAGGUCUUAUUACUCAAAGAACCGCCUGCUGUUCACUCCGUUUUUUGCAGAGACCUUACCUCUGGAAAGACUUGAGGUCAUAAUGAGAUUUCUGCAUUUUUCGGACAACAGCAAGCAAAAUGAGUACCAAGGCCCUUCCAAACUUUUCAAAAUUUAUCCCGUCAUUCAGCACCUGAGUAGAAAAUUUCAGAUUCUCUAUCUUCCAGGUCAGAACAUUGCCAUAGAUGAAUCCUUGACCCUAUGGAAAGGUCGUCUGUCUUUCAAGCAGUACUUGCCACUCAAGGCUGCGAAAUUUGGUAUCAAAACGUUUGAACUCUGCGAGUCUAGUUCUGGUUAUGUUUGGUCCUUUCUUGUCUAUACUGGACAAGGAAUGGAACUAACAAAUCAGUAUGUGACUGCAGAGAAAAACAAAACUACAGCAAUUGUAGUAACACUCUUAGAAAAUCUUCUGGGUCGCGGAUACACAGUGUGGAUGGAUAAUUUUUAUAACUCCCCUGAUUUGGCUCGUUUCUUGAAGUCUAAAAAUACAGACUGUGUUGGAACCUUACAUACCAACAGGAAAAACGUCCCUCCCUUAGUGAAAAAUAAGAAAUUGGAAAAAGGUGAACACUGUGCUCAGCACUCGGGAGACGUGGCAGUUCUUGCAUGGCAAGACAAAAGAAGGGUGACAAUGAUAUCCACAUACCAUAAAAACGAUAUGCGUGUGGUUGUUAAUCGUGCAAACAAGCCAGAAAUAAAGCCUGUGGUUGUUUGCGAUUACAACAGAAACAUGCUGGGGGUGGAUCUCAAAGACCAGAUGCUUCAACCGUACCUGCUUGAACGAAAGAAGGGUACCAAGUGGUACCUAAAAUUAUUCAAGCGGUUACUCAAUGUAGCAAUCCACAACAGUAUGGUAAUCUAUCGGUCCCACCCAAACAAACAAAACCUGGACACUCUACAGUUCAGACUUUCCCUAGUUCAAGGUCUCGUGGAAAAGCACGGCUCUGGGAUUAUUCAGUAUUAA
Cryptotermes secundus is the source of this 1533-nucleotide messenger RNA. Its product is annotated as piggyBac transposable element-derived protein 4. The record is from RefSeq and is a predicted model, not a curated record. NCBI's taxonomy places the organism in Eukaryota, Metazoa, Arthropoda, Insecta, Blattodea, Kalotermitidae. The transcript is spliced from 2 exons. Bases 1 to 1533 code for a protein of 510 amino acids.